Molecule: messenger RNA, 3485 nt
Organism: Molossus molossus (Pallas's mastiff bat)
Lineage: Eukaryota; Metazoa; Chordata; Mammalia; Chiroptera; Molossidae
Gene: RNF2
Product: ring finger protein 2
Exons: 7
Coding region: 85-1095 (336 amino acids)
Cellular component (GO): ubiquitin ligase complex; PcG protein complex
Molecular function (GO): chromatin binding; ubiquitin protein ligase activity
Source: RefSeq, a predicted model, not a curated record
GCGGCGCCGGCGGCCGCGGCGGCUUGUCCCCGAGUCUCGCUCCGGCCGCGGUCCGCGGAGUCCCGGGCUGGGGCAGGAGCCGCAAUGUCUCAGGCUGUGCAGACAAACGGAACUCAACCAUUAAGCAAAACAUGGGAACUCAGUUUAUAUGAAUUACAACGAACACCUCAGGAGGCAAUAACAGAUGGCUUGGAAAUCGUGGUUUCACCUCGAAGUCUGCACAGUGAAUUAAUGUGCCCAAUUUGUUUGGAUAUGUUGAAGAACACCAUGACUACAAAGGAGUGUUUACAUCGUUUUUGUGCAGACUGCAUCAUCACAGCCCUCAGAAGUGGCAAUAAAGAAUGUCCUACAUGUCGGAAAAAGCUAGUUUCCAAAAGAUCACUAAGGCCAGACCCAAACUUUGAUGCACUCAUCAGCAAAAUUUAUCCAAGUCGUGAUGAAUAUGAAGCUCAUCAAGAGAGAGUAUUAGCCAGGAUCAACAAGCACAAUAACCAGCAAGCACUCAGUCACAGCAUUGAGGAAGGACUAAAGAUACAGGCCAUGAACAGAUUACAACGAGGCAAGAAACAACAGAUUGAAAAUGGCAGUGGAGCAGAAGACAAUGGCGACAGUUCUCACUGUAGCAAUGCAUCCACACACAGCAACCAGGAAGCAGGGCCUAGUAACAAACGGACCAAAACAUCAGAUGAUUCUGGGCUCGAGCUUGAUAACAACAAUGCAGCAGUGGCCAUCGAUCCAGUAAUGGAUGGUGCUAGUGAAAUUGAGUUAGUAUUCAGGCCUCAUCCCACACUGAUGGAAAAAGAUGACAGUGCACAGACCAGAUAUAUAAAGACUUCUGGUAAUGCCACUGUUGAUCACUUAUCCAAGUAUCUGGCUGUGAGAUUAGCUUUAGAAGAACUUCGGAGCAAAGGAGAAUCAAACCAGAUGAACCUUGAUACAGCCAGUGAGAAGCAGUAUACCAUUUACAUAGCAACAGCCAGUGGGCAGUUCACUGUAUUAAAUGGCUCUUUUCCUUUGGAAUUGGUCAGUGAGAAAUACUGGAAAGUGAACAAACCCAUGGAACUUUAUUAUGCACCCACAAAGGAGCACAAAUGAGCUUUUACUAAAACCAAUCUGGAGAAUGAACUUUUUUAUAGCCUAUUUCUUUAUUAUUAAAGAUGUAUCAUCAUUACUUUUAUGGACAGUAUCUUGGAUAUGUUGUUCAGCUUUCUUCCUGAGCCAGCCUUGUUUACACUAUUAGAAUCUUUUCCCCUUAAUUUAAGAUUUCCUUUUUGGAAGGGAUUGCAGUUAUUCAGAACUUAUUCUUUCCUUUUAAAAAUAUAUCUAAGUUGUAUGUCUUUACAAAGUAUGGUUUCAUUUGGAGUACCAUUUGACCCAGGAACUUUCAUAGUUCUGUAUUCUUUUUUUUUAAUCCUCAUCUGAGGAUAUGUUUUUAUCAAUUUUUAGAGAGAGCAGAAGGGAAGGGGAGAGAGAGAGACAUUGAUCAGUUGUCCUAUACUGUCCCGCCUGGAGGUGGAAUCUGCCACCUAGGUAUGUGCUCUGACCAGGAAUUGAACAUGCAACCUUUUGGUAUACGGGACAACGGGACAGUGUUCUAACCAGUUGAGCCACCAGCCAGGGCAUGGUUCUCUAUUCUUAAGAUUCAGUUGGCCAUCCCUUUUCCUCCCUUCAAAAGUUUAGGCCUUACAGAAUGUGAAAUAAUAUGUAUUUUGAUGUUUUUUCCUGGAGUCUUGUAUAUUUAUAGUUUUCUAUAUAAGCUGUAGUAUCUUAUGAAGACCAAGGCUCAAAUUUACUGUGUUUAAAAAUCAAUUCUCAUAGGAUUAUUGUUUUCAUGGUAUUUUUUUCCAUAAUAUCUCAUUUUUUAAAAAAAGAUUCCUUAUGAACUUAGUGUCUAUUGUCAUGCAAUGUUAUUUUUUUCCUUUUUUCUCCCCUCUAAUUUUGGAAUUUCUGAUUUUGGGAAAGAGAAUCAAAUAAAAUCUCAAGUUCAGUGAGAACUUGGUUCAUUUACAGAUUUCACUGAAGAAAGUAAUAUUAUAUUGGUCUUAUGUAGUCUCCAAGUAUAUAUUUAAAGAAGUCUUUUUUUGUAUUAGUUUUUCUGUCACUUCAGUUCCUUUAUUAUGUAUGUUUGAUGAUUUUUCCUAUUAAAAUACCAGAGAUAUGGAGAUAUUUUGCACUUUAGCCUUGAUGAAAAAGUACAAGAUAUGUUCAAAGCCUCCCCAAUUCUUUUUAAGUGGUUAACUAUGUAAGUGAAGAAUAACGUGACACACAGAACUAAUAGUGGGGAAAAAAUGUUUGCCUUUGUUUGAAAAGUGUUUCGUUUUUGGGUUGCCGUAUAUAGGGUUAUUAAGUUGGUGCUCUGCUUGUUACACUCUGGAGAAGCAAGUUAACAGAGCUUGAGCCCUGCCUUGAUAUGCAGUAAAAGGUAAUUCUGUAGAAGAAUGUUAGCCAGAGGGUAAGUCAUUCUCUUCUUAAUUUGGUUUUAUAUUGAGGGACAGUGUUCGUCGUUUGGACCCAGAAGGCUUUAUGAUGGCAGGUCAGAAAUAAGAUGGACUUGUGUGUUAUUUCUCAUCCCUGUUCUGAUUACAGGUAUGUUUCCAAGUUGAUAUCACAGUAUUUACAAAGACCUGUUUGCAUUGAGAAAGUAACCCUAAAGGGUUUAUGCCAGGGGAGACUAGUCCUCUAAAACCAUUGUAAUUAAAACCUAACUAGUCAUUAUAACUAUUUCUGUCAUUUUUGACAGAUUGGGGCCAGCGUGAGGUUUUAAAUCUUGAGCCCAAUUUGAACACUUGACAGCGUAUUCAGUUUUUUACCAUUUUACUGAAAAUAUUUAAAAUUUGUUUUUAUAGUUCUUUUGGUAAUCUGUGUCAUAAAAUUUGAAAACCACCAAAAAUCAAGGGAAAUUUUGUAUUCAAUUACUUUUUCUGGUGUAAUGUUACAGUGUAUAGACUAUUAAUGCAUGUCCACUCAAUAUAACCUUGGUUUUACAAUAUAACUGUUUAGAUUUUAUUGGUGACAUUAGAUUAGUGGUUGCAUUAAAUAACUAAAUUCCCAUUGUGAUUAUUAAUUGAAAUUUUGUCUUUAAGCAAAAUGUUACUUGUGAAUAUAAGCUUUGUGCUUAGAGAAUUGUAUGUGUUUUUAUCUGUCAUUUUGGGGGGAUGUAAACUCUGUAUCAUUAGUGAAUUCAUUUGGAUGUGCAGUCCUUUGAAAACUAUAGCUAUAGAUAUUUGAUAGGUAGUAUACAUAUUUGAUAAAGUAUUGAGUGUGAUGGUGUAUGUGUGUGUGUGUGGGUGUGUGUGUUGGAGUGGGUGCUGUUUAUCAUCACUACCAACCAAGAUUUUAUAAAGUAUUAUCUAAAUAAAUUCUGUAACCACCAUCUCAGCUGAGGAACAAAAGGCUCACCAAAUGUGGUGAGGCCUUUAGAUACAUUAUCGUUUAAUAAUUUAUUAUGGUAAAAUAUGUAACCAAAUUCACCAUUUUAAUCAUUU